Molecule: messenger RNA, 1730 nt
Organism: Verruconis gallopava
Lineage: Eukaryota; Fungi; Ascomycota; Dothideomycetes; Venturiales; Sympoventuriaceae
Exons: 1
Coding region: 85-1332 (415 amino acids)
Biological process (GO): glycine biosynthetic process; L-threonine catabolic process
Cellular component (GO): cytosol
Molecular function (GO): L-allo-threonine aldolase activity
Source: RefSeq, a predicted model, not a curated record
CCCAGUUUGACCUGGCACAAUGUAGGGCGCGCGUGGAUCUUCAAUGUCAGCUAACUGUCUCGCUACUGGUGCAAGGGACCCAUAAUGCGUUUUGUAAUAAGUUCGUUUCGUUCUAAUUAUUAUCCUGCUCUCAGACAUCGAUCGCUCAACGCCUCGUCUUCUCCGUUGGCCCCAUCCCACCGAGCCUUUUCUGCUUUGAAUUCACUGAACCAAGGAGCCAUGGCACGUACGAUUUCGAAUCACAAGGUUCCCCAGAUUUCCCCAGCUUGGACUCAAAAUAAUGCCUGGUCAUCUCCUGGUCCCGCCGCAUUCGAUGUCCGCUCAGAUGUUGUCACGACGCCUACGAGUGCCAUGUUGAACGCCAUUGCCUCAACUACUCUUUUGGAUGAUGUUUUUGCUGAGGACCCCACUACCAACAACUUGGAGUCAUACGUUGCGGAUCUUGCGGGCAAGGAGAGUGGUAUCCUGGUACUGUCAGGCACAAUGGGCAACCAGGUUUCGCUCCGUGCACACAUUGCCAGUCCGCCCACCGGGAUUCUGUGCGAUAAACGUAGUCACAUAGUUCAGUAUGAAGCUGGCGGCGCCAGCAGUUUAAGCGGUGCCAUGUUGCAGACCGUCAUCCCAAAAAAUGGUUGCUACUUGACGUGCGAGGAAAUUGCCAAGGAAGCCGUGCUUAGUGACGAUAUACAUGCAUGUCCCACAAAGAUCAUCAGUUUGGAAAACACGUUGAAUGGCAUGGUGCUGCCUCUGUCCGAGGUCAAAAAAAUCAGUAUGUUUGCAAAGGAGCACGGCAUCAUUAUGCACCUCGACGGAGCGAGGUUGUGGGAAGCCGUGGUUUCCGGCGCGGGUGAUCUAAGGGAAUACUGCUCGUACUUCGACAGCAUCAGCCUGUGUUUUAGCAAGGGCCUCGGCGCACCCAUCGGCUCCAUCGUUGUUGGGUCAGCAUCUUUUGUCAAACGUGCACGCUGGAUUCGCAAGAUGCUUGGAGGCGGUCUUCGCCAAGCUGGUGUUGUUUCUGCUGCGGCGCGUGUAGCUAUUGAAGACACCUUUUUAGGCGGCAAGUUAAAGAAAACUCAUGAGAACGCGUUGCUCAUCGAGAGAAUGUGGACUAAGCGUGGGGGUAAGCUCGUGCAUCCCGUCGAGACGAACAUGGUUUGGCUGGAUAUUGAGGCUGCAGGCAUCAGCCACGACGAAUUUGUAGAGGCAGCAAAGAAGCACGGGAUUCGAUCUUCCGGUGGGCGACUUGUAAUUCACUAUCAAAUAGGCGAGGAAGCCAUCAAGAGACUGGAGGCAUUGUUCGAAAGUCUACUCGCACCAAAGGCAAGAAUCUAAUUCAGCAUCGCACCAACAUGGCCGAAUCCUGGGGAGAACCGGUCAUUGGCCAUGUGAGGUCAUCAUUUCAUACCGGUCCCGUACGUUAUUCACAUUGGCAACCUGUGAGCUUCCUAUCAUAGAGACAUUGAGGGAGAUUGGAAAAUCUAGAGAUUUGUCGUCCACACUCAAAAGCGAGGCACGGUUUGUGGCAGACGGGGAAUAACAUCACAGAGCCAUUCAGAGUGUAAGGUUGUGAUACAUUGUGCAUUACAAGCGGCGAAUUCAACAACGGAAUGGUUGCGAAUUCCGUGUUCUACGGCAAAUUUAUCAAAUAUUGGCUGGGCAGUUCGGUCUCGACUGAUCCAGAGCCCUAGAAUCCUGAGUUUUAUCAUCGUAGCAAGCAUAUUCAGUUGCCA